UCGGCCAUCGGGCAGUUGCAACCGAAGCUCCACAACAAUCGGAUCAAAUUUCCACCUAGGAAAUGCGAAAACUCUCGGGUCGAGUCUGAGCUUCCACCUUAUCGUUGUUCGUUAUGUUCCGGGCAAGUGUCUCUAUCAAUCUUCUCGCAUUAGUGAAAUCGGAAGAUCGCGAGAAAGAGCCCAAACCAGUCGCUUAAUCGUCAUAAUCGCGGUGUUGUGAUCGGCGUGUUUCGGAAAUUCGUGUUGGAAGUUUUGGAAUUGAUCGGAAGAUUUUAACAUGGGUCACGAUAUUUACAACUACGGCGACCGGCUGAGCUGGGAGAAACUUGGUGAGAGGAAGACUUUACUGUCGGAUAUCGAUGAACUGCCCAACAUCAUCAUCGGAGACCGAGUCCUGCGGCUCGAGGUCGAGGACCUGUCUCCAGAAAUGAAAGAAGUGGCGCGCAAGGAACUGCGGGAAAACCCCGACAAUAUACAGGCCGCCAUCGAGGAAUUAAGGGCCCUCCUUCAAGAGGACGAAGAGCUGACAGUUCCACUCGACAAUGACACGUGGUUAAUUCGGUUUUUAAGGCCUACCAAGUUCUACCCAGAAAGUGCCUACAAACUUAUUCAAAACUAUUAUGCUUUUAAAAUCAAACACAAUGAUGUCUACGAUGGACUGAAACCUAGUACAGAAAGGAAUGUCUUCGAACAAAAUAUACUCACAGUGUUACCUGAGAGAGAUCAAGACGGAAGACGAGUUCUGAUUUUAGAAUUAGGAAAAAAAUGGAAGCCAAAAAAGUGUAGUCUGGACGAAGUUUUCAAAGGAGCAGUGUUAUUCCUGGAGGCCGCCAUGAUGGAACCAGCAUCCCAAGUUGCUGGCGCUCAAGUCAUUUUUGAUAUGGAUGGACUCACCCUCCAACAAACGUGGCAAUUCACUCCUCCCUUUGCCAAGAGAAUAGUCGACUGGCUCCAGGAUAGUGUACCACUUAGGAUUAAGGGUAUCCACAUUGUUAAUCAGCCGUACAUCUUCAAUAUGGUCUUCGCACUUUUCAAACCUUUCCUUCGCGAAAAGCUUAGGAGCAGGGUAAUUUUCCAUGGUACCGACCGUGAAUCUCUGCACAAAUACUUCAACCCGAAAAUGUUACCAGACACCUAUGGCGGAAACCUUCAUGUUCCCACUAUCUCUGGUUCUCAGUGGUAUGAACUCCUCCUAUUGUGUGAUAAAGAAUACGACGCUAUCAAUGCUUAUGGAUACAGAAAGAGGAAAGCAGAGAAGGACGCAAAAUCAAAAAAGAAGUAAUCACUUUACCUGCACCAAUCCAAUCAUUCCAGAUGCAUCUUAAGAAGUCAACGAAAAUCACUUCUCAUUUGGAGGAAAGACGAAGAAUCUAAUUCUUAAAUAUCAUCACAAAGCGAACGUUCCUGUGAUUUUUAAUUCAAGUUUUUCUUUACUUACUGUAGGUACUUUUUUUUCUUUCUUUCUCUUCUUUCUUUUAUUUAAGUUAUGAAUUCGAAAUAUGAUGUUCGUACGUUUAUUAAGAAUGUAUAAGUUUUGUAUGUUUAUAUUCUUUUAUUUUAGUUAGUCAAUUACGUAAGUAGGUGACUGCUUGCCGCAGUUUUAUUCCUCGUCCAUUCCAUCACUUGUUUCUCGAUUUCUUAAAUGUAUAAGUAUGUUUGCGUUCUUUUUGCAUGCUUACCUAACGACUUAAACUCAUUUUCCUUUAAGUUAUCAAGUUUUGCGUUUUUUAUUUUUUUUUAUUUUUGUAACUUAUUAUUCUUUUUUUAAUUCAAAAGAGAUAAAAACAUUUAUGCUUGCCUCUCUUUAUAAUUGUUUUACUCGAGAAGACAUAGCUACAUGAGGAUCUAGCUAAGAUAUUUCUUGACAUCAACGUGAGGUCUUCCAACUUUUGAAAUCGGGAAGAUAUUAUUUUUAGGUCUAAGUUUAAAAGCAAUACUUUUUCAAGGAAUUUGGCUGGUGAUAUGUAUUUCUUUACCAUUUUAUAAAUAUAUGUAGACUCCUUUAAAAUUAAUCGAAUUGUGUCUUCCACUAUAACCUGGAAAACAAUUGUUCCAGUAAAAUUGAAACUCUGCCUUGUGAUUUUCGGAUAUUAUUCCUCCUUUUGAAAAAUAUAAAAAAAUAAAAAAAAAAACUUUAAGAGUGAAUAAAAAAUAUUUUGUCUGUGAUUUGAUGUCUAUAAACACGGAGAUCACUUUUUAUCUUGUACAAAACUCAUCACCGAAAUUUUUCUCAAUGUUAUUAAUCAGAAACUUAAAAAAGUAUGAAUUUUUUUUUUUUCUUACUUUUUGAUCGAUCGAAUAAUAUUGUUACCAUAAAUUACGGUUUGAAACGCCAGACUUUCUACCCAUGAGUUUUUAAAUGUGAUCUGAUUCUAAUAUCAAAAUUUAUAUUAUAUUACAUACUUUCUAUUUUCCACUCCAUCUACACCUGUUAUCCUUAUUAUAAUAUCUCUGAGACGUAUCAACACUCAUUUUUGGCUCACAUCAGUAUUCAAAGAAUUCCCAAAAUGAGAUGGGAAAGGAGGCAAAAUGAAUGAUAGAUCAAAUCAUUCUGAAGGACCACCAUCGUCUCCAACACAAACUUCCGGCGUAGAAAAUGAAUUUAUUUAAAUGCUUAUUUAUUUAUUUAUCUAUUUAUUGAUGUUUUUCGCUUCCAAGAAGUUUUUUGUGAAAAAUGUUACGAUUUUGAAGAUUAUAAAACUGACUUCCCAUGAAUAAUAGCUCAAAAAUGUGCCUCAGAUUCAAAAUGUAUUUAUUUUAAUAAAGAAAUUUAAUUGUUUUUUAUUCA
Molecule: messenger RNA, 2788 nt
Organism: Bemisia tabaci
Lineage: Eukaryota; Metazoa; Arthropoda; Insecta; Hemiptera; Aleyrodidae
Product: alpha-tocopherol transfer protein
Cellular component (GO): membrane
Molecular function (GO): phosphatidylinositol bisphosphate binding
Source: RefSeq, a predicted model, not a curated record